Messenger RNA from Siniperca chuatsi (mandarin fish), 2991 nucleotides. Its product is annotated as calcium/calmodulin-dependent protein kinase type 1D-like. Gene Ontology annotation, biological process: protein phosphorylation; lipoprotein metabolic process; lipid transport. NCBI's taxonomy places the organism in Eukaryota, Metazoa, Chordata, Actinopteri, Centrarchiformes, Sinipercidae. The record is from RefSeq and is a predicted model, not a curated record. Bases 182 to 1819 code for a protein of 545 amino acids. The transcript has 10 exons. Gene Ontology annotation, cellular component: extracellular region. Gene Ontology annotation, molecular function: lipid binding; ATP binding; protein kinase activity.
AUCUUUGAAGGCUGUGAUAGGAGGAUGUAAAAUGACAUCAUUAUGUGGGUGGAAACCUUAAUAUUCAUCUUUGCUUCACUUCUCAAUAUAAACUAAGUUUCACUUUAGGUUGUUAGAGCAAAGCCUCAUUCACUGAUGUUGGGUCACCCGAGGGCUUUGCAUUUGGGAAAUAACAACAAAGAUGGGGUCAGAACAGAGCACCUUGAAAAAGAGUGGCUACGCAAUAGAAAAGGAAACAGAAAAUGCUGUUGUUGCCACAAAGGAAGAUGAGACAUUUUUUAUAGAAAAGAUAGAGAAAUCCAAAAAUGAUGUUUCAGCAUUAACCUCAGAGAUAGAAACCAUUAAGGAAACAAGCCAUCCUCAUAUUGUGAGCAUCAGGAACUCUUUUGAAGAUCAGAACACUUACUACAUAGUGAUGGACUACUGUCAUGGAAAGAGCCUUGCUGUAAAGAUCAGAGAGAUGAUUCAUCCUCCUAAAGAGUUUGAGGUACUGAGUUGGAUUGCUGAGAUCUGUAUGGCUUUGAGAACCAUUCAUGAAAAAGGCUUGCUUCACAAACAUCUGACACCAGAGAACAUAUUCCUUACCGAAUUAGGAACAGUGUGCUUGGACAAAUUUGGAACAAUCCAUGAAAAUUCAAAAACCAGUAAUUCAAAUUAUCUGGCACCGGAAGUCUUCACAGAUGGUACCUAUGAUGCUAAAAGUGACAUUUGGUCAGUGGGAUGCAUACUCUAUGAGCUCUGUACUCGACAACCAGCGUUCUCAGCAGAGACUACGGUCCAGCUCGUGCCCAAGAUAAUUGGUGGUCGUUACCCAUCUCUCCCAGAGGAGUUCUCACCAGAGCUUCGUGAGCUAUUGAAUGAUAUAUUUAAAAAAGACCCUCGACUAAGACCAACAGCCAGUGAGAUCCUGGGGCGUCCUUUUAUUAUCAGCUGUCUCUUAACAAAGUGCAAAACAACUGUGAAGGAACUCCAGACCAGGUUGAAUGAGCUAAGGGCUCUAGCUGACAGUUUGGAACGUGUGCAUCAUGGCACCACCAUUGGCAGUCUGGCAGGAGGAGUGAUUGGAGCAGCGGGGGGGAUUACAUCCAUAGUGGGCCUUAUACUGGCCCCCUUCACUUUGGGAGCCUCUCUUAUUGUCACUGGGGUUGGAGUAGGGGUGGGGGCAGUUGGUGGGGUCACUGCUGGUGCCUCGAAUAUCACUAAUAUGGUCAACCAGUCUUCUGAUCGCAAAGCUGUUCGAAGCAUCAUUAAAGUGCUUGAACAGAAAAUUUAUACAGUUGUCACCUGGCUCCAGGAGAUUAGCAACAGCUUACAGACACUCAGGAGCAGAUGUGACACACUUGACACUGACGAUAGCAAGUUCAAUGACGACAACCUGUUAAGGCUUGGCUGCAGAGCAGGGAAAGGCCUAGGUGGCAUUGCUGAACUGCUUCGACUAGUUCAAGUGAUGACCAUCGGCAAGAUUGCAGCACAAGCAUCCAGAGUAGUACGUGUGGCAGAGGUAGCAACAGGUGUGCUCGCUGGUUUAUUUGUGGCAGCAGAUAUCUUCUUCAUUGCCAUGGAUGCCAAAGAGAUACACUGCAUUAGACAGGAAAAGGCAGCAGCGGAAGGAGGCGCAACUUCUGGGUCUGAGGCACAGGACCGGUCUUCCCAAAAGGGCGCUUCAAUCAGAUCUGAGAUCAUGAAAUUUGUCCGAUCAAUCAGGACGGCAGCAGACAACUUGCAAAAAGUCUUGGAUGAGCUCAAAAGCAGCAUCAAUUAUAUCCCUUCACUUGGGGAUGAGAGUUAUAUGGAAUGGCAAGACAUGGAAUUAAUGUAACCCAAAGGUCACAUUAAAUGAAAUCAGAAGCACAUUAAGUUACUCAUUGACCUAGUGUUAAAAAUAAAUCAAGAAGGGAACUUCUGGGUUUCAAUUAUUAGUACAGUUUUCUUAAUUAAAUCAAUUAAAAUAAUAUCUGUAUAAUACUAAUACUGUGUCAAUACUAAUGAUUAAUAUUGUAAUAUACCUUUAAUAAUGACAACUUUAAAUUGACGUUAAUUCACUUCAAUUGCCAAUAUCAUCUUUAAAGUAACUAUCAUGACUAUCUGACUACUAACGAAUCAUAGUCAAAUUAGUUACUUCAGUCACUGUAUAAUGAUGAAUACUGUAAAAUAAUGAUUUUGAGCUUUACUCUUGAUUUGUCAAUAAUAAUUCUAUUCAUGAUAAAGAAAUGUUGAAUGUUUAUUAUAACAAUGUAUUUCUGUUUCAUGAUAGCAACCUGAAAAGAAUGGACAUUUAUAGUUAAAUGUUAAUUAAUUAUUCUGCACCACAAACAGAAUAUCUGGCACUGUUAGUAAACAUAGCAAACACUUUGCUGCCAGUGCAUACUGCAAAUCAUUGCCAGCAAUAUACAGUACAAUCCUCCAAUGUAUUUAAUAAAUAUGACACAAAUAACUGCCUAUAUCUAAUCUGGUAAUAGCUCCAUGGUUGCUAGCAAUCUGAACAUUAAGUUUAUUCUUUUGUGUCUCUUUUUCAUUAUUUGGUACAUUAAUGUAAUUUUUUAAAUAACAGUCAAAGCCCCUAUGCGUAGGAUUUGAAAGAUUUUUACUUUAAUGACUUCUAGUGUUAGCAUUAAAAAAAGGACACUGUGGCACGUCACAAUACACGUGGCUUCACCUACAGAUCCGACCCUGUGACACUGGAACGAAAGGGCUCAAAACCACAAAUACUGCACCAAUUUUACCCACGAUUAUCUCAUCUUUCUACAAACAAAACUUAUGCCACUGCAAUAAUUUGAAAGAUGAUUUGAUCACAAUGACAUUCUACAAACAGGGGCUCUAACUGCAUUCAAACGUGUAUGCUUAAUUUCAUCUUUGUAGUUUUAUAAUUUUGUAUAAACAUGAGGAUCUUGACAUGCAGCCGGCAAUUGACAUAUGAAUGCAUUAAUAAUACAUAUUAAUUGUAUACAUCUAUACUGAUGAAAAAUAAAUGCAAAUGAUUCUUUCUCCAGA